AUUGUUACUCAAAACAUUACAAACGUAUAGGCUUUUCUAAAAAAGAAAGAGAGACAGAAACAGAGAGAGUUGUUUAAGAAUAAAACUCUUCUCCGCGUGAACUCCGAUGCUUUAGUCGGAAUAUUCUUCUCCGACAUUCAUCACUCGUCGAUUUUGUAACUAUCUUAGCCCUUAAAACGGUUUAAUGGAAAGUGGAAACAUGUUUGAAGAAAUAGGGUGUUUUGACCCUAAUGCUCCGGCAGAUAUGACGGUGGAGAGCAACUUCUCUCCGGCGGAGCCACCACCGCCGGUCUUGGUCGCCGGUAGCACAAGCAACAGCAACUGCAGUCUAGAAGAUCUCUCUGAGUUCCACCUCAGCCCACAAGACUGCUCCCUAGCCGCUGCAGCCGCAGCUUCUGUUCAUCAGCUUCACAUCAAUGCUACUACUCCUAGUUGUGAUCACCAACUCCAGAGUUUAAUACACCAAAACUUUCAAGAUCCAUCCUAUGCUCCACAGUCUAACAAUUGGGACAACGGUUACCAAGACUUUGUGACUUUAGGUCCUAAUCACACGACUCCUGACCUACUCAGCCUCUUGCAGCUGCCGAGAUCCUCACUUCCACCUUUCGCAACACCUAGCCUUCACGACAUGAUCAUGACAUCUUCCUCUGCCGCCUCUGCUGCCUUUGACCCGCUCUACCAUCUGAACUUCCCUUUGCAGCCUCCUAGUGGGACUCUACUAGGAGUUGAGGAUCAAACCGAGUUCAAUGGAGUGAACGGUUUGAUAUAUGCUGAAGAAAACAACAACACCGAGAAUGGUCUUAACCCUAAAGGGAGAGGAUCGAGAAAGCGUAAAGUCUUCCCUACAGAACGUGAGAGAAGAGUUCACUUCAAAGACCGGUUUGGUGACUUAAAGAACUUAAUUCCAAACCCUACCAAGAAUGAUAGAGCAUCAAUCGUUGGAGAAGCGAUAGAUCACAUCAAAGAGUUGCUAAGAACCAUAGAGGAGUUCAAGAUGCUAUUGGAGAAGAAAAGAAUCACCAGACAGAGGAAUAAGAGAGGCAGAAUCGAAGUGGGGGAAGAGGACGUUGGUGAUGAGAACUACAAUGCUCAAAGCGAAGUAGUGGAACAGUGUUUGGUCAACAAGAAGAACAAUGCCUUGAGAUGCUCGUGGCUGAAGAGGAAAUCAAAAUUCACUGAAGUCGAUGUGCGUAUCAUAGACGAUGAAGUUACUAUCAAGAUCGUGCAAAAGAAGAAAAUCAACUGUUUAGUGUUCGUCUCCAAAGUGAUUGAUCAGCUUCAGCUUGAUCUUCAUCAUGUAGCUGGUGCACAGAUCGGAGAGCACCACAGCUUCUUGUUCAACACCAAGAUUUGUGAAGGAUCUAGUGUUUAUGCAAGUGCCAUAGCAGAUAGAGUUAUGGAAGUGUUGGAGAAACAAUACAUGGAAGCUCUUUCGUCGAACAAUGGCUAUCACUGCUACACUAGUGAUUAAUGCGUUUUCUUCUAUCUAGUAAUGACUUUUCAUAAUGGAUGAUUAAUAAUAUCACAUUAGUAAUGUUUCGUAUUAUUUCGUUUUAUCUAUGUGGGCUUGAAGCUAGUUUUUUCCUCGGAGGAUUAAUAACAUCACAUUAGUAAUAUAAUUUACUCA
Messenger RNA from Raphanus sativus (radish), 1627 nucleotides. RefSeq names its product transcription factor bHLH89-like. NCBI's taxonomy places the organism in Eukaryota, Viridiplantae, Streptophyta, Magnoliopsida, Brassicales, Brassicaceae. The transcript is spliced from 4 exons. Gene Ontology annotation, molecular function: protein dimerization activity. The record is from RefSeq and is a predicted model, not a curated record. Gene Ontology annotation, biological process: regulation of DNA-templated transcription; anther wall tapetum development. The coding region runs from base 185 to 1471 and encodes 428 amino acids.